Molecule: messenger RNA, 3904 nt
Organism: Hemiscyllium ocellatum (epaulette shark)
Lineage: Eukaryota; Metazoa; Chordata; Chondrichthyes; Orectolobiformes; Hemiscylliidae
Product: mastermind-like protein 2
Exons: 5
Coding region: 569-3661 (1030 amino acids)
Biological process (GO): Notch signaling pathway; positive regulation of transcription of Notch receptor target
Cellular component (GO): nucleoplasm; nuclear speck
Molecular function (GO): transcription coactivator activity
Source: RefSeq, a predicted model, not a curated record
AGUACCGCCUGCAAAGUUGCUCCAGAUCGCCGUCCUGGCAGCGCUGACAAAGCUUCCUGCAUCUGGACGAGCAGCAGCAGUGACCUCCCUGCUCCGAAUCCGCCUGCAGUCAGAAACAACUUCCCAAGUUUCAGCGGGAUCUGUUUUUUUUUGAACACUUUUCUGCAUGUUGUUGUCUUUUCUUCCCCCGCUUCACUCCUCCUCCUCGAAUCUCCCUCCCUUCACUCCUCCUCCUCGCCCUCCCCCUCAUUUUCCUCUCUUUAGUCGGGACAGAAGAAAAGGAUCGUGUGAACAGCGAACAGAUCCAAAGAUAUUGUGUUAAGAAAAAGUAUUCGUUGGAGCAUUAAAGGGGCCUGUGUCUCCCAUGUUUGUUUGUCAGAAGGAAAUCACAGUAACACGAGAAAAAUUGAGUUCUAUCAUCUUCAUGAUGUAAAGUAGAUUUGAUUUAGUCCAAACAAAAGGAACCAAGUUUUUUUUAUUGCAAUCCAUUUUGGAAAGGGUGGUGUAAGGUUAAAGAAGCGAAAUCGGCGGACGAAAACUUGUCAAAAUUAUAUGCUGGGAGAUAAAAAUGGGGGAUUACAAUAUGCCCCCAAACCCAAAACACAGCGCGAUCGUGGAGAGGUUGAGACAACGGAUUGAGCUAUGUCGCCGGCACCAUGCAGUCUGCCAGGUCCGCUACGAGCAGAACCAGCCGCAGCGCAUCGAGCAAGAACGCAGGGACAAACUCGUACUGCACCAGAAGUACCUGGAAACACGCAGCAAGAAGACCCCCAAAGCCAAACAACAGCAGCAACAACAGCCCGAAAACAACCGGGCUCCCAAAAACUGCGACAGUGAACUGUCUCCAGGACCUAAUGCGGCCAGUGAACCCAGAAACCUCACCCUCAUUGCUUUACAGGGUUCAAUAAAAAGAAAGCUGGAAGGAAAUGGUUCUCCCAUAAACAGCGAUAGACAAAAUGGCAUCUCCGAUGGGUCUUUCCAAAUGGCUAUUAAGAGAAUACGAGUGGAUGAAGCUGGUCUUGCAAUAGGCCAAAGUGGGCAUCAGCUCAGUAAUGGACAAGGUCAAACCAUGGAGGUUUCUGUCACAAUGGAACCCUCAAUAUCAAGAAAAGACAGCAGCUUGGUAGGAAGCACUCAAGCCAAGGAUAGUGACAUUAAUUCUGAUUUGAACUUGUCACUCAACAAAGAGAUGAAACAGGAGCGAGUGGAGAGUGUUUCAUGCACUGAGAACUUAAACAAUCAAAUCUCCAGCAACAGUAUGUUGUUUGAGCCCAAAGAUGAUCUAGGAAUGCAGCUGCUUGAUCCAGAUUUGCAGGAUUUAUUUGAUGAGCUGACAAAUAUGUCAGGUGUUCCUCCACUGAGUGAAAUUGAUCUGGAUAACAUGCUAAACCCCAGCAUUAGAAACGAAGAGUCAUUCAAUAUGGACCUUGGUCAGCGCAACCAGAGCAAUACACUGAAACCACAUUCACAGUUGGAAAAUCCAAAAGUUAAAACGGAAUACUCAUCUGGUUUUACCCAGGCAACAACAGGAUCACCCCAAAUCCGGCCUCCAUCCGUUGGGCCACCAUAUUCCAUCACAAAUACGACCAUGUCCACUCUUUCACCCAGUUCUUCAGCAACUCAAAGUCAAAGCCAACCACAGCAAUCCUUGCCUUCUGCAACAAACAAAACCCUGUCCAAUUGGCAUGACAUGUCUCAUGCACAACAGCUGAAAAAGAUUGCAGACAAUCAGCAACAGCACACCAUGCUCCAGCACCAGCAGCAAAGUCAGGCAGCUAGUUGGCCACCUGCUCCACAAUCAGGUCCUUCAUCAGGAAACUUUGUCCAGGAGAAAAUGCCCAGUCCAUCCCUCCUUCAACAGUCCUUCAACCCCCAAAAUUCUCUCCCCACUGGGGUGUCAACUAACAGCAGUAAGGCCAAAAACAUAAAUAAUUGCCUCUAUAAGGUCCCAACUGCAGCACAGACUAGCCACAUGGAUAUGAUAAUUCACCAGCAGCAGGCUCAUAGUAUAAAUCACAGCAUGAUAAAUACUAGGUCUGCAUCACCAGAUGAACUUUCGUAUAAUAAUACUAAGCCCUUGUCUCAUUUUGAUCCAGAGUUAGGCCAGAUCUCAUCAAUAUUGGCUUCCCAAAGCAAACCUUCUGUCUUACAUUAUACUCAGCAGCAGCCUUCAGCACCAGCGCAACAACCACCGCCACCAGCAGGUCACCUCCAAAAUCAAGCAUUGCAGCGGGCCCAGAGCAUACCAAUUGCACUGCAACAAAAAGUGCUGCUGCAGAAGAUGCAACAAAACCAACAGUCAUCAGGGCUGCAGUAUCCUCGGACUCAACACCGACAGGAUCAGAAUUCUCUGGUUGGACCAGGUCCAGGUCCAAGCCAAAUUUUGAAUACCUGUCCAAACCCAAAACCUGGCAACAGCUACAUUAACAAUUCACAACAAGCAACAAUAAAGCAUCAGUUGAUUGAGAAGAAACAGGUCAUGCAGCGACAGUUGCUGGAGCAUCAGAAACAGCUGCUUCUUCGUCAACAAAUCCUUGCAGAUCCGGAGAAAAUGAACACACAGGAUCAACUUAGCAGGCAUUUGACAAGACCACCUCCAGAUUAUAAAGAACAAAGGCGGAAUCUAGUUGGAAUUCCACAGCCAAAUCAGUUUGCAGGUGCUGCAGCUGCAAUGCCAUUGAACUCCUGUCAACCUCUGUCAAGCCCUGCUCCAAAUCAUCGCGGAGUGCCUUCAAACUCUAACAUUUUGCAGGUGAAUCCAGCAAGCAGCCAAGGACCUAGAAUGCCUCCUAUUUCAGGAACUCAAAGUGACAGGAGCACAGGAAUGUAUGGAAGUGUGUCGGCUUCUCAGCAGGGAGUAUAUACUGUGUCUUCCAGUAUUAAUCAAUUGCAGCAUCACACAAAUCAAAGUCAAAUGGGAAUGACACAGAACAAUAUAGCAGUGCCAAGGCAGUCAACCUUAGGUCAAGGAACUACAAUGUCAGGGUUUGGUACUGGGUCUGUUGGAAGUUCUGCCAUGUCUCAGCAGCAGUUAAAACCAGUUUUGAACCACAUAAACACCAGUAUAUCUGCACAGAGACUUACAAAUAUGAUGACCAACUCCACUAUGGCACCACAGAACUGGACAAUACCGGCAGUGCAGAUAACUCCAAAACAGACACAAUUGGGACUUAAUGUAAGAUUCUCUAAUAAUGCUUCCUUUCCAAAUCAAGCAGUUCAGCCCAACAUGUCCAGUCAACAUUUUGCUCAGCGAGGUAUGGCACAACCAAACCAACUAGCUCCUGGAGUUCCGAUGCGGCCUUUGAGUCAAGCUAUAAGUGCACAGACCAUAAGUUCACUGAGUGGGCCUUCCCCAAGAGUUAGUCAGCCACGGGCACAACCACAAGCUAUGCCUAUAAUGAAUCAGACAGCAGCAAGCCUGGCUGUGCAAAUAUUACCCACAACCAAUUUCCCUUCCACCAACCGGAAUCCUCAAGAUUACCAGGGAACAAAUCACAACAGUGAUUUGGCAUUUGACUUCCUCAACCAACAAGUUGACAAUACUCUUUCUGGACUCAGCAGUGACUCAGAUUUCCUUGACUCAUUGAUAAAAAAUAGCACUGGCAAUGAUGACUGGAUGAAAGACUUAAAUCUUGAUGAAAUUUUGGGGCAGCAUUCCUGAAAAACUUUGAGGAUUGUUAAAUGUUAUCCAUCUGUGGAGCAGUACUGAUAGACAGAAUUUAUCUGUGCCUGUAGCUAGUUGACAAAGCAUCCCACAGGAAUCGCUGUGCCCAACUGGAUACAGUUUGCUGAAUGGACGUGCACGAUAAAAAUAUACCAGUACAUCUUGAAGUGUAUAUUGCAAUACUCAAAAUAUAUAAAUGUAAUUGCUUAGAAAUAUAUUUUGUAAAAUAUGUUUUUAACU